Cynocephalus volans (Philippine flying lemur) is the source of this 26863-nucleotide messenger RNA. RefSeq names its product spectrin repeat containing nuclear envelope protein 1 (gene SYNE1). Bases 6 to 26186 code for a protein of 8726 amino acids. The transcript has 145 exons. The record is from RefSeq and is a predicted model, not a curated record. Gene Ontology annotation, molecular function: kinesin binding. Gene Ontology annotation, biological process: cytoskeleton organization; nucleus organization; nuclear migration. Gene Ontology annotation, cellular component: perinuclear region of cytoplasm; nuclear envelope; membrane. NCBI's taxonomy places the organism in Eukaryota, Metazoa, Chordata, Mammalia, Dermoptera, Cynocephalidae.
ACGUGAUGCAGAGGCUGCAAGAUGAGCAAGAGAUCGUACAAAAACGCACCUUCACAAAAUGGAUCAAUUCUCAUCUGGCCAAGCGGAAACCCCCAAUGGUGGUGGAGGAUCUUUUUGAAGACAUGAAAGAUGGUGUUAAGCUGCUUGCUCUGCUGGAGGUCCUGUCCGGGCAGAAACUGCCUUGUGAACAGGGACGCCGUAUGAAGCGAAUCCAUGCUGUGGCUAACAUCGGCACAGCCCUCAAGUUCCUUGAAGGAAGAAAGUCCAUGUACAGAGGAUCACCGAUUAAAUUAGUCAACAUUAACUCCACUGAUAUAGCUGAUGGCCGACCCUCAAUAGUUCUUGGAUUGAUGUGGACCAUUAUUCUAUAUUUUCAGAUUGAAGAGUUGACCAGCAACCUGCCACAGCUCCAGUCUUUGUCCGGCAGCGCCUCCUCUGUGGACAGCAUGGUCAGCUCCGAGACGGCCAGCCCCCCCAGUAAGCGGAAGGUGGCCACCAAGGUUCAAGGAAAUGCCAAGAAGGCUUUAUUAAAGUGGGUUCAGUACUCAGCAGGCAAGCAGGCUGGAAUAGAAGUGAAAGACUUUGGGCGGAGUUGGAGAAGUGGGGUAGCCUUUCAUUCAGUUAUCCAUGCGAUUCGACCUGAACUGGUGGACUUGGAGAGAGUGAAAAGCAGAUCUAACAGAGAAAAUCUGGAGACCGCUUUCACUAUUGCUGAAACGGAACUGGGGAUCCCAAGACUGCUGGAUCCUGAAGAUGUUGAUGUGGAUAAACCAGAUGAGAAGUCUAUUAUGACCUAUGUGGCCCAGUUUCUGAAACAUUAUCCUGACAUCCACAAUACAGGGACUGAUGGGCAAGACAAUGAUGAAAUACUUCCAGGUUUUUCAUCUUUUGCAUAUUCUAUUCAAAAUUUUAAGAGAGAAGACAGGCUAAUUUUGAAGGAAAUGAAUGUUUGGAUAGAACAAUUUGAAAGAGAUUUGACAAGGGCACAGAUGACAGAAUCAAAUUUGCAGGACAAAUAUCAGUCAUUUAAGCACUUCAGAGUUCAAUAUGAAAUAAAAAGGAAACAGAUUGAACAUUUAAUACAACCAUUACAUAGAGAUGGGAAAUUGUCACUCGACCAAGCAUUAGUAAAACAAUCCUGGGAUAGAGUGUCCUCCAGGCUCUUUGAUUGGCACAUACAGCUUGAUAAAUCUCUUCCUGCACCUCUGGGCACCAUAGGUGCCUGGCUGUACAGGGCAGAGGUGGCCCUGAGAGAGGAAAUAACCAUUCAGCAGGUCCAUGAGGAAACAGCAAAUAUGAUACAACGGAAACUUGAGCAACAUAAGGAUCUGCUUCAAAACACAGAUGCCCACAAAAGAGCAUUCCAUGAAAUCUACCGGACCAGGUCCGUUAAUGGGAUCCCAGUGCCACCUGAUCAAUUAGAGGACAUGGCCGAGAGGUUUCAUUUUGUUUCCUCCACAUCAGAGCUACACUUAAUGAAAAUGGAAUUUCUAGAAUUAAAGUACCGUCUGCUCUCACUGCUGGUUCUUGCAGAGUCAAAGCUGAAGUCUUGGAUCAUCAAGUAUGGGAGGAGAGAGUCUGUGGAGCUUCUUCUGCAAAACUACAUUUCUUUUAUAGAAAAUAGCAAGUUUUUUGAACAAUAUGAAGUGACAUACCAGAUCUUGAAACAGACAGCUGAGAUGUAUGUCAAAGCAGAUGGUUCAGUGGAAGAAGCUGAGAAUGUUAUGAAAUUCAUGAAUGAAACCACUGCUCAGUGGAGGAACCUCUCUGUAGAAGUUAGGAGCGUGAGGAGCAUGCUGGAAGAAGUGAUUUCUAACUGGGAUCGCUACAGCAAUACCGUGGCUAGUCUUCAAGCCUGGCUAGAGGACGCUGAAAAAAUGCUAAAUCAGUCAGAAAAUGCAAAAAAGGAUUUUUUUCGAAAUUUGCCUCAUUGGAUUCAGCAGCACACUGCCAUGAACGAUGCUGGCAAUUUUCUAAUUGAAACAUGUGACGAGGUGGUUUCCCGUGACCUUAAGCAACAAUUACUAUUGCUAAAUGGGCGAUGGAGAGAGUUGUUUAUGGAAGUCAAGCAAUACGCUCGAGCUGAUGAGAUGGACAGAAUGAAGAGGGAAUACACAGACUGUAUUACCACUCUGUCUGUUUUUGCAACUGAAGCCCACAGGAAACUUUCUGAACCCAUAGAAGUCUCCUUUAUUAAUGUCAAGUUAUUGAUUCAAGACUUGGAGGAUAUUGAGCAGAGAGUACCUGUGAUGGAUGCUCAGUACAAAAUGAUUACAAAGACAGCGCAUCUCAUUAGCAAAGAAAGCCCCCAAGAAGAAGCUAAUGAAAUGUUUGCAACCAUGUCUGGGCUCAAAGAGCAGCUAACCAAGGUCAAAGAACGUUACUCCCCACUCCUGUAUGAAUCUCAGCAGCUGUUGAUUCCGUUAGAGGAAUUAGAAAAGCAGAUGACGUCCUUUUAUGACUCACUUGGGAAAAUCAAUGAAAUUCUAACAGUUCUUGAGCACGAGGCACAAUCUAGUCCUCUUUUCCAACAAAAACAUCAGGAACUGUUAGCUUGUCAAGAAAGCUGUAAGAAAACCCUGACACUAAUUGAGAAAGGCAGUCAAAGUGUUCAAAAGUUUGUGACCUUGAGCAAUGUGUUAAAACAUUUUGACCAGACAAAGCUACAGAGGCAGAUUGCAGAUGUUCAUGUCGCUUUUCAGAAUAUGGUCAAGAAAACUGGAGAUUGGAAGAAGCACGUGGAAACCAAUAGUCGCUUGAUGAAGAAGUUUGAGGAGUCCCGAGCAGAGCUGGAGAAGGUGCUGCAGAUCGCUCAGGAGGGCCUGGAGGAAAAGGGGGAUCCCGAAGAACUCCUGAGGAGACACACGGAGUUCUUCAGUCAGCUGGAUCAGAGGGUGCUCAAUGCCUUCCUGAAAGCUUGUGAUGAGCUCACCGACAUCCUCCCCGAGCAGGAGCAGCAGGGUCUGCAGGAGGCUGUGAGAAAGCUCCAUAAGCAGUGGAAGGAUCUUCAAGGAGAAGCUCCUUAUCAUUUGCUUCAUCUGAAGAUCGAAGUGGAGAAGAAUAGAUUCUCAGCCGCUCUAGAAGAAUGCAGAGCUGAGCUGCAUCGAGAGACCAAGCUGGUGCCCCAGGAAGGCAGCGAAAAGAUUAUUAAGGAGCACAGGGUUUUCUUCAGUGACAAAGGUCCUCAUCAUCUCUGUGAGAAAAGGAUACAGCUCAUUGAGGAACUGUGUGGGAAACUUCCAGCCAGGGACCCAGUAAGGGACACACCUGGAACCUGUCACACGGCUCUCAGAGAGCUCAGAGCUGCCAUUGCCAGCACCUAUGUGGCGCUCAUGGAGGACCCGGACAAGUGGAAGGACUACGCCAGCAGAUUUUCUGAGUUCUCCUCUUGGAUAUCUGCAAAGGAGACCCAGUUGAAGGGGAUCAAGGGUGAGGCCAUCGAUACCACCAACCACGGAGAGGUUAAAUGUGCUGUUGACGAGAUCAGAAAUGGUGUCACCAAAAGAGGCGAGACUCUCAGCUGGCUGAAAUCCAGGCUGAAAAUUUUGGUUGAAGUUUCUUCUGAGAAGGAAGCCCAAAAGCAAGGCGAUGAGCUGGCACAGUUAUCUCACUCCUUCAAGGCUCUCGUGACUUUGUUGUCAGAGGUUGAAAAGAUGUUAAACAGCUUUGGGGACUGUGUCCAGUACAAAGAAAUAGUCAAAAGUUCCCUUGAAGAAUUAAUUUCUGGCUCUAAAGAAGUUCAGGAGCAAGCCGAGAAGAUCUUGGACACUGAAGACCUGUUUGAAGCACAGCAGUUACUUCUUCAUCACCAGCAAAAAACAAAGAUGAUCUCAGCAAAGAAGAGAGACGUGCAGCAGCAGAUCAUGCAGGCUCAGCAGGGAGGAGGUGGGCUGCCCGGCCGAGGCCGCGAGGAGCUGCAGAAGUUGGAGAGCACCUUGGACGGCCUGGAGCGUGGUAGGGAGAGGCAGGAACGCCGCAUCCAGGUUACAUUAAGAAAAUGGGAGCGAUUUGAAACAAACAAAGAGACAGUGGUCAGAUACCUUUUUCAAACAGGUUCAAGCCAUGAACGCUUUUUGAGCUUUAGCAGUUUGGAAAGUUUAUCUUCAGAACUGGAACAGACAAAGGAGUUUUCUAAACGGACAGAGAGUAUUGCAGCCCAGGCUGAGAACCUUGUAAAGGAAGCUUCAGAGAUACCACUUGGGCCCAAGAAUAAGCAGCUGCUUCAACAGCAGGCCAAGUCAAUCAAAGAGCAAGUCAAAAAAUUAGAAGACACGCUUGAAGAAGAUAUUAAAACCAUGGAAAUGGUGAAAAACAAGUGGGAUCAUUUUGGCAGUAAUUUUGAGACCCUGUCCAUCUGGAUAACUGAGAAGGAAAAAGAACUCAAAGCCUUGGAAACUUCGUCAUCUGCCAUGGACAUGCAAAUCAGCCAAAUCAAGGUCACAAUUCAGGAAAUAGAAAGUAAGACCAGCAGCAUUACAGAAUUAGAAGAAGCAGCUCAAUCUUUUGCUCAAUUUAUUACCACUGGAGAAUCUGCUCGAAUCAAAGCCAAGUUGACACAAAUAAGAAGAUACUGGGAAGAGCUCCGAGAGCAUGCACAGUGUCUGCAAGUAACAAUCUUGGGACAUUUAUCUCAGCAGCAAAAGUUUGAAGAGAAUCUUAAAAAGCUCCAACAAUCUGUGUCUGGAUUUGAAGAUAAACUUGCAGAUCCAAUUAAAAUAUGUCCUUCAGCUACAGAAACAUUCAAAGUUCUCCAAGAACAUAUGGAUCUCUGUCAGGGCCUGGAGUCCCUGAGUGGCUCAGUCACUGCCUUGGCAGCCAGUGCCCGGAAGGUCGUCAGCAGAGAACCCUGUGUUCAGGAGGCCUUGGCUCUACAGCAGCAAUACGAGAUGGCACUGAGUAGGGCCAAAGAGAGACAGACCGUGCUGGAGAAUCUGCUGGCGCACUGGCAGAGGCUAGAAAAAGAACUGUCAUCCUUUGUGACCUGGUUAGAGCGGUGUGAAGCUAUGGCUGGUGCCCCAGAAGGGGACAUCUCUGCAGACAGAGUCAAAGUGGAGGGUGAACUUCAGUUAACACAGGCUCUGCAAAGUGAAGUUGUAGCCCAGGCCUCAUUCUACAGCAGCCUUUUGCAAUCGAAAGAAUCACUGUUCUCAGUGGCUUCCAAAGAUGACAUGAGAAUGAUGAAACUACAUUUGCAGCAGCUGGAUGAGAGAUGGAGAGAUUUACCACAGAUAAUUAACAGAAGGAUUACUUUUCUUCGGUCUGUGGUCGCUGAACAUGAGCAAUUUGAUGAGCUGCUGCUUUCCUUUUCUGUCUGGAUUAAGCUGUUUCUCAGUGAAUUACAAACUACUUCUGAGAUAAGUGUAAUGGACCAUAGAGUAGCUCUUACUCGGCACAAGGACCACACAGCAGAAGUAGAGAGCAAAAGGGGGGAAUUGCAGCGUCUGCAGGAUCAUUUAGCAAAAUUGGGUUCUCUGGGCCGAGCCGAGGACGUCCACCUCCUCCAGGGCAAGGCAGAGGACUGCUUUCAGCUGUUUGAGGAGGCCGGCCAAGUUGUGGAGAGGCGGCAGGUGGCCCUGUCCCAGGUGACAGAAUUCCUACAGAGCCACGCCGCUCUGUCCGGGGUUCUCCACCAGCUGAGGCAAAUGGUGGAAGCGACCAACAGCAUGAACAAGAAACAGUCUGACUUGUUAGAAAAGGACCUAAAUGAUGCUAUUCAAGAUGUUAAAACAUUAGAAUCUACUGCCAUCGGUCUCGAUGGCAUUCUUGCCAAAGCCCAAUACCAUCUGAAAAGUGGAGGCUCUGAGCGAAGGACUUCCUGCAGAGCCAUGGCUGAUCAAUUAUGUUUAGAAUUAGAAAGGAUCCAGAACCUUCUGGGAACCAAGCAGAGUGAGGCAGAUGCCCUGGCAGUAUUGAAAAAAGCAUUCCAAGACCAGAAAGAGGAGUUGCUGAAAAGCAUUGAGGACAUUGAAGAGAGAACUGACAAAGAGCGACUAAAAGAACCUACUCGCCAAGCUCUUCAGCACAGGUUAAGAGUGUUUAAUCAGCUAGAAGAUGAACUGAAUUCUCAUGAGCACGAACUAUGUUGGUUAAAAGACAAAGCUAAGCAAAUUGCCCAGAAAGAUGUAACUUUUGCACCUGCAGUUGACAGGGAGAUAAAUCGCUUAGAAGUCACCUGGGAUGACACCAAAAAACUAAUUCAUGAAAACCAGGGUCAAUGCUGUGGACUUAUUGACUUAAUGAGAGAAUAUCAGAACUUGAAGUCAACUGUAUCUAAAGUCCUAGAAAAUGCCAGCAGUGUGAUUAUAACCAGAACUACUAUAAAAGAUCAGGAGGAUCUUAAAUGGGCUUUUUCCAAGCAUGAAACUGCCAAGAAUGAAAUGAAUUAUAAACAGAAAGAGUUGGAUAAUUUUACCAGUAAAGGAAAACAGUUGUUAUCUGAGCUGAAAAAAAUUCACAGUAGUGAUUUCAUCUUGGUGAAAACAGACAUGGAGAGCACUGUGGACAAAUGGCUGGAUGUAGCAGAGAGAAUUGAAGAAAACAUGGAUAGGCUGAGGGUAAGCCUGUCCAUCUGGGAUGAUGUACUUUCAAGUAAAGAUGAGAUCGACGGGUGGUCAAACAGCGCUGUUCCACAGCUCGCUGAAAACAUCAGCAGCCUGAAUAACAGCCUCAAAGCUGAAGAACUCCUCAAAGAAUUUGAGUCUGAAGUUAGAAACAAAGCAUUGAAAUUGGAAGAACUGCAUUCCAAAGUAAAUGAUCUUAAAGAAUUAACUAAAAAUCCAGAAACACCACCAGACCUUCAGUUUAUAGAAGCAGACUUAAGGCAGAAACUGGAGCAUGCCAAAGAAAUAACUGAAGAAGCAAAAGGAACCUUGAAAGAUUUCACUACUCGAAGUACACAAGUGGAGAAAUUUAUUAGUGACAGAACAACGUGGCUGACAAAAGUGGAAGAAUCCUUGAUGACCUGUGCCCAAAGUGAGACUUGUGAAGGGUUGAAAAAAGUAAAGGAAAUACAGAAAGAGCUUCCAAGUCAGCAAAGGAACAUCAGCUCUACCCAAGAGAGCCUCAAUAGCUUGUGCCGCAGGUACCACUCGGGCGAGCUGGAGCUCCUAGGCCGCGCGAUGACGGGGCUGAUCAAGAAACACGAAGCCGUGAGCCAGCUCUGCUCCAGAACCCAGGCCAGCCUGCAGGACUCACUGGAACAGCACUUCAAUGAUUCUAUGCAGGAAUUCCAAGAGUGGUUUUUGGGAGCUAAGGCAGCAGCAAAAGAAUCAUCAGACAGAACUGGUGACAGCAAAGUUCUGGAGGCAAAGCUGCAUGACCUUCAGAACAUUUUGGACUCAGUCAGUGAUGGGCAGAGCAAGCUUGACGCAGUGACUCAAGAAGGACAAACUUUGUAUGCACAUCUGUCUAAACAAAUUGUCAGUAGCAUUCAGGAACAAAUUACAAAGUCUAAUGAAGAGUUUCAGGCAUUUCUGAAACAGUGCCUUAAAGACAAACAGGCUCUUCAAGACUGUGCUUCAGAACUUGGGAGCUUUGAGGAUCAGCACAGAAAACUGAACUUAUGGAUCUGUGAAAUGGAAGAAAGGUUAAGUACAGAAAACUUGGGAGAGAGUAAACAGCAUAUUCCUGAGAAGAAAAAUGAAGUUCAUAAAGUUGAAAUGUUCCUGGGAGAACUACUGGCUGCAAGAGAGUCUCUUGAUAAGCUUUCUCAGAGAGGGCAACUUCUCAGUGAAGGUCACGGUGUUGGGAAAGAAGGACGCCUGUGCUCCCAGCUCCUUGCCAGCUACCAGAACUUAGUCAGAAUGACCAAAGAAAAACUCCGGAGCUGCCAGGUGGCCCUUCAGGAGCAUGAAGCCCUGGAGGAAGCGCUGCAGAGCAUGUGGUCAUGGGUGAAGGACGUUCAGGACAGACUGGCCUAUGCAGAGAGCACUAUUGGGAGCAAAGACACCCUGGAAAAACGGCUGUCACAAAUACAGGAGGUUCUCUUGAUGAAAGGUGAAGGAGAAGUUAAGUUGAAUAUGGCCAUUGGCAAAGGGGAACAGGCCUUGAAAAGUAGCAAUGCAGAAGGUCAGAAGGCGAUUCAGGCUCAGCUACAGACCCUUAAAGAUGUGUGGGCUGAAGUCAUGAGCUCCUCAACCCACGCUCAGAGCGCUUUAGAGUCUGUGAUUAGCCAAUGGAACGACUAUCUAGAGAGGAAAAACCAGUUGGAGCAGUGGAUGGAAUCAGUGGAUCAAACAGUAGAACAUCCCUUACAAGUGCAGCCAGGUCUGAAAGAGAAGUUUUCCCUGUUGGACCACUUUCAGUCCAUCGUGUCUGAGGCAGAAGAUCAUGCUGGAGCCCUUCACCUCCUAACUGCAAAGUCCAGGGAGCUCUAUGAGAAGACUGGGGACGAGUCUUUCAAGGACAUAGCUCAAGAGGAACUGAAGACACAGUUUAAUGAUAUAACAACUGUUGCCAAGGAGAAAAUGAGGAAAGCAGAAGAGAUUGUGAAAGACCAUCUAAUGUACUUAGAUGCAGUCCAGGAAUUCACAGAUUGGCUCCAUUCAGCAAAGGAAGAACUUCACCGGUGGUCAGAUAUGUCUGGAGAUUCAUCAGCCAUGCAGAAAAAGUUGUUGAAAAUUAAGGAGCUGAUAGAUUCCAGAGAGGUUGGUGCAAGCCGCCUGAGCAGAGUGGAGGCGCUGGCUCCUGCAGUGAAACAGAGCACGACGGCCAGCGGGUGUGAGCUCCUGCACACGGAGAUGCAGGCCCUGCGUUCUGACUGGAAGCAGUGGGAAGACAGUGCACUCCAAACGCAGCACAGCUUGGAGGACCUGGUGAGCCAAAUGGCCCUUUCGGAGCAGGAGUUCUCAGGCCAAGUGGCUCAACUGGAGCAGGCCCUGGAAGAAUUCAGCGCCCUUCUGAAAACUUGGGCUCAGCAGUUAACCCUCCUAGAAGGCAAGAACACGGAUAAGGAGAUAGUGGAAGGCUGGCAUAAAGGACGAGAGAUACUGGAUGCUCUACAGAAAGCAGAACCUAGGACUGAGGACCUCAAGUCUCAGCUGAAUGAACUUUGUCGAUUUUCGAGAGACCUGAGUAUAUACAGUGGAAAAGUUUCUGGCUUGAUUAAAGAAUAUAAUUGUCUCUCUUUGCAAGCAUCCAAGGGCUGCCAGAAUAAAGAGCAGAUUUUACAGCAAAGAUUUCAAAGAGCCUGCAGAGAUUUCCAGCAAUGGAUGGUUAAUGCAAAAAUCACUACUGCCAAAUGUUUUGAUAUACCUCAAAAUAUUAGUGAAGUUUCAGCAAGUCUUCAGAAAAUACAGGAGUUUUUGUCAGAAAGUGAAAAUGGACAGCACAAGCUAAACAUGAUGCUAUCUAAAGGAGAGCUUUUGAGUACUCUGUCGAACAAAGAGAAAGCUAACGGUAUCCAGGCCAAAGUUGCAACUGCAAAAGAAGAUUGGAAAAAUUUUCAUUCAAAUCUCCACCAAAAGGAAUCUGCCCUAGAGAAUCUAAAGAUCCAAAUGAAGGACUUUGAAGUGAGUGCUGAGCCUGUACAGGACUGGCUAAGUAAAACCGAGAAGAUGGUCCACGAGAGCAGCAAUCGCCUCUACGAUCUGCCAGCCAAGAGGAGAGAGCAGCAGAAGCUGCAGUCUGUCCUUGAGGAAAUACACUGCUACGAGCCUCAGCUCAACAGGCUGAAAGAGAAAGCUCAGCAGCUGUGGGAAGGACAAGCUGCCAGCAAGAGCUUUAUGCACAGAGUGUCGCAGCUGUCUUCUCAGUAUCUAGCGCUAAGCAAUUUAACAAAGGAGAAAGUGUCAAGAAUGGAUAGAAUUGUUGCAGAACACAAUCAGUUCUCUCUCGGGAUUAAAGAAUUGCAAGACUGGAUGACAGAUGCCAUUCACACACUGGAUUCUUACUGCCACCCGACAUCGGACAAAAGUGUGCUGGAUAGCAGGAUGCUCAAGCUUGAGGCUCUAUUAUCAGUGAAACAGGAAAAAGAGAUUCAGAUGAAAAUGAUAGUGACCAGGGGAGAAUCUGUCCUUCAGAAUACCUCUCCCGAAGGCAUUCCUGCUAUUCAGCAGCAACUGCAGAGUGUGAAGGAUAUGUGGGCAGCCCUGCUGUUUGCAGGGAUUCGAUGUAAAAGUCAACUCGAAGGAGCUCUUUCUAAGUGGACAAGUUAUCAGGAUGACGUUCGGCAGUUUUCCAGCUGGAUGGACAGCGUGGAAGCCGGCCUGCAUGAGUCUGAAAGGCAGUACGCGGAGCUGCGGGAGAAAACCACCGCCCUCGGCAAGGCCAAGUUAUUAAAUGAAGAAGUGCUGAGUUACAGCAGCUUGCUGGAGACCAUUGAAGUCAAAGGAGCUGGCAUGACGGAACACUAUGUCACCCAGUUGGAACUCCAGGAUCUACAGGAACGAUACAGAGCAAUCAAAGAGAGGGCCAAGGAAGCAGUAACCAAGUCUGAAAAACUCGUUCGCCUGCACCAAGAAUAUCAGAGAGACCUAAAGGCAUUUGAAGUUUGGCUGGAGCAAGAACAAGAAAAGCUUGACCGACAUUUAGUUCUUGAAGGUGAUGCCCACACACAUGAGACUACACUGCGAGAUCUUCAGGAGCUACAAGUGCACUGCGCAGAGGGGCAGGCACUAUUGAACUCAGUGCUGCACACCAGAGAGGACGUGAUCCCAUCAGGGGUCCCCCAGGCAGAGGACCGGGCUUUGGAGUCUCUCCGGCAGGACUGGCAGGCUUAUCAGCACAGACUGUCCGAGACCCGAACUCAGUUCAAUAAUGUAGUGAACAAAUUGAGGCUGAUGGAGCAAAAGUUUCAGCAAGUAGAUGAAUGGCUAAAAACAGUGGAGGGGAAAAAAUGGCAUGAAGAAAUCACUGCCUACAGAGAUGAGGUUGAGGACGUGGGAGCUAGAGCACAGGAGAUCUUGGAUGAGAGCCACGUGAGCAGCAGAAUGGCCUCCCAGGCCACCCAGCUGACCUCCAGAUACCAGGCCCUGCUUCUCCACGUGCUGGAACAAGUAAAAUUCCUGGAGGAAGAGAUCCAGAGUUUGGAGGAAUCAGAAUUCUCCCUCAGUUCCUAUUCUGACUGGUAUAGCUCUACUCAUAAAAACUUCAAGAAUGUGGCUACCAAAAUUGAUAAAGUAGAUAAAGUGAUGAUGGGGAAAAACCUGAAGACAUUGGAGGUUUUGCUAAAAGACAUGGAGAAAGGCCACAGUUUGUUGAAAUCGGCCCGGGAGAAAGGAGAGAGGGCUCUUAAAUAUUUGGAGGAAGAGGAAGCAGAGACGUUAAGAAAAGAGAUCCAUGAUCACGUGGAGCAGUUGAAGGAACUGACCAGCACUGUCCGAAGAGAGCACGUGACCCUGGAAAAAUGUCUUCAUUUAGCAAAGGAAUUCUCAGAUAAAUGUAAAGCAUUGACUCAGUGGAUAGCAGAAUACCAGGAAAUCCUACACAUGCCUGAAGAACCCAAAAUGGAAUUAUAUGAGAAAAAAGCUCAAUUAUCUAAAUACAAGUCACUUCAACAAAUGGUGCUGUCCCAUGAACCAUCAGUAAAAUCAGUAAGAGAGAAAGGUGAAGCUCUUCUGGAACUGGUGCAGGAUGUUGCUUUAAAGGACAAAAUAGAUAAACUUCAAAGUGAUUACCAGGACCUCUGCAGCGUAGGAAAGGCAAUGAUGGAAGAAAUUGCUGGUUUUGAAGACUGUUUGAACAACCUCAAAACUAAAGGGGACACUUUGGUCAGCCAGUGUGCAGACCACCUGCAAGCAAAACUCAAACAAAAUGUGCAUGCUCACCUGCAGGGCACAAAGGAUAGUUACUCAGCAAUUUGCAGUACAGCUCAGAGGGUGUACCGGAGUUUGGAACAUGAACUUCAGAAGCAUGUCAGCCGACAAGACACCCUGCAGCAGUGCCAGGCCUGGCUUUCUGCAGUCCAAGCUGAUUUAAAGCCAAGCCCUCACCCGCCUCUUAGCAGGGCCGAAGCUGUUAAGCAGGUCAAACACUUCAGAGCUUUGCAAGAGCAGGCAAGGACCUACUUAGAUCUCCUUUGCUCCAUGUGUGACUUGUCAAACUCUUCAGUGAAAACCACAGCAAAAGACAUUCAACAAACAGAGCAAAUGAUUGAGCAAAAGCUUGCCCAGGCACAGAACUUAACUCAGGGCUGGGAAGAAAUCAAGCACCUGAAAGCUGAGCUUUGGAUUUAUCUUCAGGAUGCCGAUCAGCAACUGCAGAAUAUGAAGAGGAGACACUCUGAAUUGGAGCUAAAUAUUGCACAGAAUAUGGUUUCCCAAGUAAAGGAUUUUGCUGAGCAACUACAGUGCAAAGAGGCAUCGGUGAGCACUAUCACAGAAAAGGUGGAUAAGCUAACAAAGAAGCAGAAGUCUCCCGAACACAAGGAAAUAAGUCAUUUGAACGAUCAGUGGCUAGAUCUGUGCCUUCAGUCUAACAACCUGUGCUUGCAAAGGGAAGAGGAUCUUCAGAGAACAAGAGAUUACCAUGACUGUAUGAAUGUUGUUGAAGCAUUCUUAGAAAAAUUUACUACAGAAUGGGAUAACUUGGCCAGAUCUGAUGCAGAGAGUACAGCCGUCCACCUGGAAGCUUUGAAAAAGUUAGCGUUGGCAUUGCAGGAGAGAAAGUAUGCUAUUGAAGAUCUGAAAGAUCAAAAGCAGAAAAUGAUGGAGCAUCUGAAUUUAGAUGACAAAGAAUUAGUCAAAGAACAGACAAGUCACUUUGAACAGCGUUGGUUUCAGCUUGAGGACCUUGUCAAAAGGAAAAUCCAAGUAUCGGUCACCAACCUGGAGGAGUUAAAUGUGCUGCAGUCCAGAUUUCAGGAGCUAAUGGAGUGGGCUGAGGAGCAACAGCCCAACAUUGCUGAAGCCCUUAAGCAGAGCCCCCCUCCUGAUAUGGCCCAGGACCUCCUCAUGGGUCACCUGGCCAUUUGCAGUGAACUGGAGGCCAAACAGAUGCUUCUGAAAUCACUCAUAAAGGAUGCAGAUAGGGUGAUGGCCGAUCUCGGCCUGAAUGAGCGGCAAGUGAUCCAGAAGGCACUCGCAGAUGCACAAAAACACGUGAGUUGUCUUGGCGACUUAGUGGGACAGCGAAGAAAGUACUUAAACAAGGCUUUGUCCGAGAAAACCCAGUUCCUCAUGGCAGUGUUCCAGGCAACCAGCCAAAUCCAGCAACACGAGCGAAAGAUAAUGUUCCGUGAGCAUAUCUGCCUGUUACCAGACGAUGUCAGCAAACAAGUUAAAACCUGUAAGAGUGCACAAGCCAGCCUCAAGACUUACCAAAAUGAUGUCACUGGACUUUGGGCCCAGGGUCGUGAAUUAAUGAAAGGAGUCACAGAGCAGGAAAAGAGUGAGGUGUUGAGUAAGCUUCAGGAAUUGCAGAGUGUCUAUGACACUGUUUUACAAAAGUGUAGUCAUCGGUUACAAGAACUAGAGAAAAAUUUAGUGUCUAGGAAGCAUUUUAAGGAAGAUUUUGAUAAAGCUUGUCACUGGCUAAAACAAGCAGAUAUUGUUACAUUUCCGGAAAUCAACUUAAUGACUGAGAGCACUGAGCUUCAUACACAAUUGGCCAAAUACCAGCACAUUCUUGAGCAAUCUCCAGAAUAUGAAAAUCUUCUACUUACACUGCAGAGAACUGGACAGGCCAUACUACCAUCGCUGAAUGAGGCUGAUCAUUCCUACCUCAGUGAAAAGCUAAAUGCUUUGCCCCAACAAUUUAAUGUAAUUGUUGCCCUGGCUAAAGACAAGUUCUAUAAAGUCCAAGAAGCAAUUCUUGCUCGAAAAGAAUAUGCUUCCUUGAUCGAGUUGACAACCCAGUCUCUAAGUGAACUCGAAGACCAGUUCUUGAAGAUGAACAGAGUCCCCAGUGACCUGAUUGUCGAAGAGGCCCUGUCUCUUCGGGAUGGUUGCAGAGCUCUUCUGGGUGAGGUGGCAGGCCUCGGGGAAGCGGUAGACGAACUGAACCAGAAAAAAGAAAGUUUUCGCAGCACUGGUCAGCCGUGGCAGCCAGACAAGAUGCUACACCUUGUCACCUGGUAUCACAGGCUAAAGCGACAAACAGAACAAAGGGGUAGCUUAUUAGAAGACACAGUGAGUGCUUACCAAGAGCAUGAACAGCUGUGCAAACAGCUGGAGAGACAACUCCAGGCUGUGAAAACAGAGCAGUUCAAAGUAGACGAGGAAACACUGCCUGCAGAGGAGAAGCUCAAAAUGUAUCACUCCCUGGCAGGAAGUCUCCAGGACUCAGGAACUCUGCUAAAGCAAGUGACCAUGCAUCUCGAAGAUCUUGCUGCACACCUUGAUCCCUCGGUUUACGAGAAAGCCAAGCAUCAGAUCCAGUCCUGGCAUGAAGAAUUAAAACUGUUGACUUCCGCCAUCGGUGAGAUGGUGACCGAGUGCGAGAGCCGAAUGGUGCAGAGUAGAGACUUCCAGACCGAGAUGAGCCGCUCCUUGGACUGGCUGAGGAGGGUGAAGGCAGAACUGAGUGGGCCCGUGUGCCUGGACCUCAACCUGCAGGACAUCCAAGAGGAAAUCAGGAAGAUCCAGAUCCAUCAGGAAGAGGUCCAGUCCAGCUUGAGAAUCAUGAGCGCCCUGAGUGACAAGGAGAAGGAGAAAUUCACAAAAGCCAAGGAACUGAUUUCUGCUGACUUGGCACAUACCCUGGCUGAGCUCUCAGAGCUGGAUGGAGACAUUCAGGAAGCCUUACGUGCCAGACAGGCUACUUUGACUGAAGUAUAUAGUCAGUGUCAAAGGUAUUAUCAAGUAUUUCAAGCAGCUAAUGACUGGCUUGAGGAUGCCCAAGAAAUGUUACAGCUGGCAGGCAAUGGCCUAGAUGUGGAGAGUGCAGAGGAAAAUCUCAAAAGCCACUUGGAAUUUUUCAGUACAGAGGAUCAGUUCCGCAGGAAUCUGGAAGAGCUCCAAGGCCUGGUAGCCAACCUGGACCCACUCCUCAAGCCAACUGGCAAAGAAGACGUAGCACAGAAAAUGGCUUCUCUAGAAGAGAGAAGCCAGAAAAUAAUCCGGGACUCUCAUGCCCAGCUAGAUCUUUUGCAGAGAUGUACAGCUCAAUGGCAAGAUUACCAGAAAGCAAGAGAAGAGGUUAUUGAAUUGAUGAAUGAUGCAGAAAAGAAAUUGUCUGAGUUUUCUUUGUUGAAAACUUCUUCCAAUCAUGAAGCAGAAGAAAAACUGUCAGAACAUAAGGCUUUAGUGUCAGAAGUUAACUCUUUCCAUGAGAAAAUUGUGGCCCUGGAGGAGAAAGCUUCACAACUGGAGAAAAGUGGAAAUGACACAAGCAAGGCAACACUGAGCAGGUCCAUGACUACGGUGUGGCAGCGCUGGACGCGCCUCCGUGCCGUGGCCCAGGACCAGGAGAAGAUACUGGAAGAUGCAGUGAAUGAGUGGAGGGGCUUUCACAAUAAGGUUAAAAAAGCCACUGAAAUGAUUGAUCAACUGCAAAAUAACCUAACUGGAAGUUCAGCAGAGAAAGCCUCAAAAGCAGAACUCUUAACUCUUCUUGAAUAUCAUGACACAUUCGUUCUGGAGCUGGAACAGCAGCAGCUGGCAUUAGGCAUGCUACGGCAACAAGCACUGAGCAUGCUCCAAGAUGGGGCUGUCCCAUCUGCUGGAGAAGAGCCGCCCAUCAUGCAGGAAAUCACAGCCAUGCAGGACCGGUGCCUGAACAUGCAGGAGAAAGUAAAGAACAAUGGAAAGUUGGUAAAGCAAGAACUGAAGGAGAGAGAAGUGGUGGAGACUCAAAUCAAUUCUGUGAAAUCUUGGGUUCAGGAAACAAAGGAAUAUUUAGGGAAUCCAACAAUAGAAAUAGAUGCUCAACUUGAAGAACUUCAGAUUCUCCUAACAGAAGCUACAAAUCACCGACAGAACAUUGAGAAGAUGGCUGAAGAACAGAAGAAUAAGUACCUGGGGCUUUGUACUAUAUUACCUUCUGAACUCUCCCUUCAGUUAGCUGAAGUAGCGUUGGAACUAAAGAUCCGUGAUCAGAUCCAAGACAAAGUAAAAGAAGUUGAACAGAGCAAGGCCAUGAGCCAGGAAUUCAGCCGGCAAAUCCAGAAGAUAGCCAAAGAUCUCACAACUAUUUUAACAAAGCUGAAAGCAAAAACAGAUGAUUUAGUUCAAGCCAAAACUGACCAAAAGGUGCUGGGAGAGGAACUGGAUGGUUGUAAUUCAAAGUUAAUGGAAUUAGAUGCAGCAGUACAGAAGUUCUCGGAACAGAAUGGCCAACUGGGUAAGCCACUGGCCAAGAAGAUAGGAAAACUGACUGAACUUCACCAGCAGACUAUUAGACAGGCUGAGGAUCGCCUCUCCAAGCUCAGUCAGGCAGCAUCACAUUUAGAAGAAUACAAUGAAAUGCUUGAAUUAAUUCUGAAGUGGACUGAGAAAGCUAAAAUCUUGGUGCAUGCAAAUAUUGCGUGGAAUUCUGCAAGCCAACUUCGGGAGCAAUACAUUUCACAUCAGACCCUGCUAGAAGAAUCUGAAGAAAUUCACAGUGAUCUGGAGGCAAUGACCGAGAAAAUUCAGUCCCUCACUAGUGUGUACUGUACAGAGAGAAUGUCUCAGCAAGUGGCCGAACUGGGACGGGAGACGGAGGAGUUGCGGCAGAUGAUCAAAAUUCGUUUGCAGAACCUCCAAGAUGCAGCGAAGGAUAUGAAAAAAUUUGAAGCCGAGCUAAAAAACUUACAAGCUGCUUUGGAGCAAGCCCAGACAACCCUGACCUCUCCAGAAGUCGGACGCCUUACUCUCAAGGAGCAACUCUCUCAUCGACAGCAUUUGUUGUCUGAGAUGGAGUCAUUAAAGCCGAAAGUCCAAGCUGUGCAGCUCUGCCAGAGCGCCCUCCGCAUCCCCGAGGACGUGGUCACCAGCUUGCCGCUGUGCCACGCAGCUCUGCGCCUGCAGGAGGAGGCCAGCCGCUUGCAGCACACAGCUAUCCAGCAGUACAACAUCAUGCAGGAGGCCGUGGUGCAGUAUGAACAGUAUGAGCAAGAAAUGAAGCACCUCCAGCAGCUGAUAGAAGGUGCUCACACCGAGAUUGAGGAUAAACCCGUGGCCACCAGUAAUAUCCAGGAGCUACAAGCCCAGAUUUCUCAGCAUGAGGAGCUGGCUCAGAAAAUCAAGGGCUACCAGGAGCAGAUCGCCUCUUUGAACUCCAAGUGCAAGAUGCUGACGAUGAAAGCCAAGCACGCCACCAUGCUGCUGACGGUGACCGAGGUCGAGGGGCUGGCGGAAGGGACCGAGGACCUGGAUGGGGAGCUCCUCCCCGCGCCUUCGGCCCACCCCUCCGUGGUCAUGAUGACUGCAGGUCGCUGUCACACUUUGCUGUCACCUGUCACUGAGGAGUCUGGGGAGGAGGGAACCAACAGUGAGAUUUCCUCUCCACCUGCCUGUCGCUCCCCUUCACCUGUGGCUAAUACAGAUGCUUCUGUUAACCAGGACAUUGCAUAUUACCAAGCCUUGUCUGCUGAGAGGUUGCAGUCAGAUGCAGCAAAGGUCCACCCCAGCAUGUCAACAGUUCAGGAGUUCUAUGAACCAGGACUGGAACCAUCUGCUACUGCCAAACUGGGUGAUUUGCAGCGUUCUUGGGAAACCUUAAAGAACGUGAUCAGUGAAAAGCAACGCACACUCUAUGAAGCUUUGGAACGCCAGCAAAAGUACCAGGACUCCCUUCAGUCCAUCUCUACAAAAAUGGAGGCCAUCGAGAUGAAACUCAAUGAGAGUCUUGAGUCCAACAGGAGCCCGGAAAGCCAGAUGGCUGAACACCAGGCUCUGAUGGAUGAGAUUCUCAUGCUCCAGGAAGAAAUCAGUGAGCUGCAGUCAUCCCUGGCAGAGGAGCUGGUGGCCGAGUCGCGGGAGUCCGACCCCGCGGAGCAGCUGGCUCUGCAGUCCACCCUCACUGUCUUGGCCGAGCGAAUGUCCACCAUCAGGAUGAAAGCGUCAGGGAAACGGCAACUUUUGGAGGAGAAGUUAAAUGAUCAGCUGGAGGAACAGAGACAGGAACAGGCCCUGCAGAGGUAUCGCUGUGAAGCCGAUGAGCUGGACCACUGGCUCUUGAGUACCAAGGCCACUCUGGACGUUGCACUGGGUACACCCAAGGAGCCCAUGGACAUGGAGGCCCAGCUGGUGGACUGCCAGAACAUGCUUGUGGAAAUAGAGCAGAAGGUGGUGGCCUUAUCGGAGCUCUCGGUCCACAAUGAAAACCUGCUGCUGGAGGGCAAGGCCCAGACGAAAGAUGAGGCUGAGCAGCUGGCAGUGAAGCUGAGGACACUCAAGGGGAGCCUCCUGGAGCUGCAGAGAGCCCUGCAUGACAAGCAGCUCAACAUCCAGGGAACGGCACAAGAGAAGGAGGAGAGAGAUGUUGACCUAACGGCCUCUCAGAGCCCUGGCGUCCAGGAAUGGCUGGCCCAAGCUCGCUCCACGCGGACCCACCACCGGCAGAGCAGUCUCCAGCAACAAAAAGAGUUAGAACAGGAAUUGGCUGAGCAGAAGAGCCUACUGCGCUCAGUAGCCAGUCGUGGAGAGGAGAUUCUCACCCAGCACUCAGCUGCAGAGACCUCUGGAGGCACUGGCGAAAAACCUGAUGUGUUAUCCCAGGAGUUGGGAAUGGAAGGGGAGAAAUCAUCUGCUGAAGACCAGAUGAGAAUGAAAUGGGAAAGCCUACAUCAAGAAUUUAGUACCAAGCAGAAACUGUUGCAGAAUGUUCUGGAACAGGAACAAGAGCAAGUGCUUUACGGCAGGCCAAAUCGACUCCUAUCGGGUGUGCCACUGUACAAAGGGGACGGGCAGAUCCAAGAUAAAUCUGCAGUUACAUCUUUGCUGGAUGGAUUGAACCAGGCCUUCGAGGAGGUUUCAUCCCAGGGUAAAGGGACAAAGAAGCAAAAUAUGCACUUGGAACAGAAGUUAUAUGAUGGGGUCUCUGCUACCUCUACCUGGUUGGAUGAUGUUGAAGAACGUUUAUUUGUAGCCACAGCACUUUUACCAGAAGAAACAGAAACUUGUCUCUUCAACCAAGAGACUCUUGCCAAAGACAUUAAGGAAAUGUCUGAAGAAAUGGAUAAGAAAAAGAACUUGUUUUCCCAAGCCUUUCCAGAGAACGGUGAUAAUCGAGAUGUUAUCGAAGAUACUUUGGGUUGUCUUUUGGGCAGGUUAUCCUUGCUAGAUUCAGUAGUAAAUCAACGAUGUCAUCAGAUGAAGGAAAGACUUCAGCACAUACUAAAUUUCCAGAAUGAUCUGAAGGUGCUGUUUACAUUGCUGGCUGACAACAAAUACAUCAUUCUGCAAAAACUGGCAAAUGUGUUUGAACAACCUGUAGCAGAACAAAUAGAGGCAAUACAACAGGCUGAAGAUGGACUAAAGGAAUUAGAUGCAGGAAUCAUUGAAUUAAAAAGGCGUGGUGACAAGUUGCAGAUUGAGCAGCCUUCCAUGCAGGAACUCUCCAAACUUCAGGACAUGUACGAUGAACUGAUGAUGACCCUUGGCUCCCGGCGGAGUGGUCUGAACCAGAACCUUACACUCAAGAGUCAGUAUGAAAGGGCCCUGCAAGAUCUGGCUGACCUGCUAGAAACUGGUCAGGAGAAGAUGGCAGGAGACCAGAAAAUCAUUGUGUCUUCCAAAGAGGAAAUUCAACAACGACUUGACAAACAUAAGGAAUACUUUCAGGGCCUGGAAUCUCAUAUGAUCUUGACCGAAACACUCUUCAGGAAGAUAAUCAGCUUUGCAGUCCCAAAGGAAACCCAAUUCCACACAGAACUGAUGACUCAGGCUUCUGCUGUACUGAAACGAGCUCACAAGCGGGGCGUGGAACUGGAGUACAUUCUAGAGACAUGGUCCCAUCUGGAUGAGGACCACCAGGAGCUCAGCAGACAACUGGAAGUGGUGGCAAGCAGCCUCCCAAGUGUGGGUCUGGUGGAGGAAAGUGAGGACAGGCUCAUUGACCGGAUAACCCUCUACCAGCGUUUAAAAUCCAGCCUUAAUGAAUACCAGCCCAAAUUAUAUCAGCUAUUAGAUGAUGGGAAACGACUUCUGAUAUCUAUUAGCUGCUCAGAUCUAGAAAGCCAAUUAAAUCAACUUGGAGAGCAUUGGCUGAAUAAUACCAACAAAGUGUCUAAGGAACUUCACAGGUUGGAAACGAUAUUGAAACACUGGACCAGAUAUAAAAGUGAAUCUGCAGAUCUAAUUCACUGGUUACAAUCUGCAAAAGACAGGCUAGAAUUUUGGACUCAGCAAUCUGUCACAGUCCCACAAGAACUAGAAAUGGUCCGUGAUCAUCUAAAUGCUUUCCUAGAGUUUUCUAAGGAAGUGGAUGCCAAAUCUUCCCUGAAAUCAUCUGUUCUGAGCACUGGAAAUCAGCUUCUGCGAUUAAAGAAAGUGGACACGGCCGCCCUGCGUUCUGAGCUGUCUUACAUUGAUAGCCAGUGGACUGACCUGCUGACAAAUAUUCCAGCUGUACAGGAAAAGCUCCACCAGCUUCAAAUGGAUAAGCUGCCUUCACGCAAUGCCAUUUCUGAAGUCAUGAGUUGGAUUUCUCUAAUGGAAAAUGUUAUACAAAAGGAUGAAGAGGAUAUAAAAAAUUCCAUAGGUUAUAAGGCAAUUCAUGAAUACCUUCAGAAAUAUAAGGGUUUUAAGAUAGAUAUUAACUGCAAACAGUUGACAGUCGAUUUUGUGAACCAGUCUGUGCUACAAAUCAGCAGUCAGGAUGUAGAAAGUAAACGUAGCGAUAAGACUGAUUUUGCUGAGCAACUUGGAGCAAUGAAUAAAAGCUGGCAAAUCCUGCAAGGUCUAGUAACUGAGAAGAUCCAGUUGUUGGAAGGCUUAUUGGAAUCUUGGUCAGAAUAUGAAAAUAAUGUACAAUGUCUGAAAACUUGGUUUGAAACCCAGGAAAAGAGGCUAAAACAACAACAUCGAAUUGGAGAUCAGGCUUCUGUUCAGAACGCACUGAAAGACUGUCAGGAUCUGGAAGAUUUGAUUAAAGCAAAAGAAAAAGAAGUAGAGAAAAUCGAGCAGACUGGACUUGCUUUGAUUCAGAACAAGAAAGAAGAAGCCUCUAGCAUUGUGGUGAACACGCUGCAGGAGCUCAACCAAACCUGGGCAAACUUAGACCACAUGGUUGAGCAGUUAAAGAUACUGUUGAAGUCAGUUCUUGAGCAAUGGAGCAACCACAAAGUGGCCUUUGACCAGAUCAACACUGACCUCAUGGAAGCCAGGUAUUCCCUGUCCCGAUUCCGUCUGCUGACUGGCUCCUUAGAAGCUGUUCAAGUUCAGGUAGACAAUCUUCAGAAUCUCCAAGAUGAUCUAGAAAAACAGGAAAGGAGCUUACAGAAAUUUGGCUCUGUCACCAACCAACUGUUAAAAGAGUGUCACCCACCUGUGACAGAAACUCUUACCAAUACACUGAAAGAAGUCAAUAUGAGAUGGAAUGACUUGCUGGAAGAGAUUGCUGAGCAGCUGCACUCUAGCAAGGCCCUCCUUCAGCUCUGGCAGAGAUACAAGGACUACUCCAGACAGUGCGCUUCCACAGUCCAGCAGCAAGAGGAUCGAACCAAUGAGCUGCUGAAGGCAGCCACGAGCAAGGACAUUGCUGACGACGAAGUUGCCACAUGGAUUCAAGAUUGCAACGAUCUGCUCAAAGGACUGGGGACAGUUAAGGAUUCUCUUUUUGUUCUCCAUGAGCUGGGAGAGCAACUCAAGCAACAAGUGGAUGCUUCGGCAGCACCGGCCAUUCAGUCCGAUCAACUCUCUUUGAGUCAACACUUGUGUGCCCUGGAGCAGGCUCUUUGCAAACAGCAGACUAUGUUACAGGCUGGAGUUCUUGACUAUGAAACCUUUGCCAAGACUUUGGAAGCUCUGGAGGCCUGGAUAGUGGAAGCUGAUGAAAUCCUCCAAGGGCAGGAUCCUAGUCACUCGUCUGACCUCUACACCAUCCAGGAAAGGAUGGAAGAGCUUAAGGGGCAGAUGUUAAAAUUCAGUAGCAUGGCUCCAGAUUUAGACCGUCUAAAUGAGCUUGGAUAUAGAUUACCCCUGAAUGAUAAAGAAAUCAAAAGGAUGCAGAAUCUGAACCGUCACUGGUCUUUGAUCUCCUCUCAGACUACGGAAAGAUUCAGUAAGUUGCAGUCGUUUUUGCUACAACAUCAGACAUUCCUGGAAAAAUGUGAAACAUGGAUGGAAUUCCUGGUUCAAACGGAACAAAAGUUAGCAGUAGAGAUUUCAGGCAAUUAUCAGCAUCUUUUGGAACAGCAGAGAGCACAUGAGUUGUUUCAAGCAGAGAUGUUCAGUCGUCAGCAGAUUUUGCACUCGAUUAUUACUGAUGGGCAACGUCUUCUUGAACAAGGUCAAGUUGAUGACAGGGAUGAGUUCAACCUGAAAUUGACACUCCUCAGUAAUCAGUGGCAGGGAGUGAUUCGCAGGGCCCAGCAGAGGCGGGGGAUCAUCGACAGCCAGAUCCGCCAGUGGCAACGCUAUAGGGAGAUGGCAGAAAAACUUCGUAAAUGGUUGGUUGAAGUGUCCUAUCUACCUCUGAGUGGUCUCGGAAGUGUACCUAUACCACUGCAGCAAGCAAGGACCCUCUAUGAUGAAGUGCAGUUCAAAGAAAAAGUGUUCCUGCGACAACAAGGCAGCUACAUCCUGACAGUGGAGGCUGGCAAGCAGCUCCUGCUCUCAGCAGACAGUGGAGCUGAGGCUGCCUUGCAGACUGAACUCACUGAAAUCCAAGAAAAAUGGAAAUCAGCCAGCAUGAGUCUGGAAGAACAGAAGAAAAAACUGGCCUUCUUGUUGAAAGACUGGGAAAAAUGUGAGAAAGGAAUAGCUGAUUCUCUGGAGAAACUACGAACUUUCAAAAAGAAGCUUUCCCAGCCUCUACCAGAUCACCAUGAAGAGCUCCAUGCAGAACAAAUGCGUUGCAAGGAAUUAGAAAAUGCAGCUGGGAGCUGGACAGAUGACUUGACACAGUUGACACUACUGAAGGACACCCUCUCUGCCUAUAUCAGCACUGAUGACAUCUCCAUCCUUAAUGAACGCAUAGAGCUCCUGCAAAGGCAGUGGGAAGAACUGUGCCACCAGCUCUCCUUAAGGCGGCAGCAGGUAAACGAAAGAUUGAACGAAUGGGCCGUCUUCAGUGAAAAGAACAAGGAGCUUUGUGAAUGGUUGACUCAAAUGGAAAGCAAAGUUUCUCAGAAUGGAGACAUUCUCAUUGAAGACAUGAUAGAGAAGCUUAAGAAGGAUUAUCAAGAGGAAAUUGCUGCUGCCCAAGAAAACAAAAUACAGCUCCAACAAAUGGGAGAACGACUCGCUAAAGCCAGCCAUGAAAGCAAAGCGUCCGAGAUUGAAUACAAGCUCGGAAAGGUCAACGACCGGUGGCACCAUCUCCUGGAUCUCAUUGCAGCCAGGGUAAAGAAGCUGAAGGAGACUCUGGUGGCUGUGCAGCAGCUUGACAAGAACAUGGGCAGCCUGCGGACUUGGCUUGCUCACAUUGAGUCAGAGCUGGCCAAGCCAAUAGUCUAUGAUUCCUGUAACUCAGAAGAAAUACAGAGAAAGCUUAAUGAGCAGCAGGAGCUUCAGAGAGACAUAGAGAAGCACAGUACAGGCGUCGCCUCUGUCCUCAACCUGUGUGAAGUCCUGCUGCACGACUGUGACGCUUGUGCCACCGACGCCGAGUGUGACUCCAUCCAGCAGGCUACGAGAAACCUGGACCGGCGGUGGAGAAAUAUCUGUGCUAUGUCCAUGGAAAGGAGGCUCAAAAUCGAAGAGACGUGGCGAUUGUGGCAGAAGUUUCUGGAUGACUAUUCUCGUUUUGAAGAUUGGCUGAAGAUUUCAGAAAGGACAGCUGCUUUCCCCAGCUCUUCCGGGGUGCUCUAUACGGUUGCCAAGGAAGAACUAAAGAAAUUUGAGGCUUUCCAGCGACAAGUUCACGAGAGCCUGACCCAGCUGGAACUGAUCAAUAAGCAGUACCGCCGCCUGGCCAGGGAGAAUCGCACGGAUUCCGCGUGCAGCCUGAAACAGAUGGUUCACGAAGGCAACCAGAGAUGGGACAACCUGCAAAAGCGCGUCACCUCCAUCUUGCGCAGGCUCAAGCAUUUUAUUGGCCAGCGUGAGGAGUUUGAGACUGCACGGGACAGCAUCCUAGUCUGGCUAACGGAGAUGGAUCUGCAGCUCACUAAUAUUGAACAUUUUUCUGAGUGUGACGUUCAAGCUAAGAUAAAGCAACUUAAGGCCUUCCAGCAGGAAAUUUCAUUGAACCACAAUAAGAUUGAGCAGAUAAUUGCUCAAGGAGAGCAGCUGAUCGAAAAGAACGAGCCUUUGGAUGCGGCAGUCAUCGAGGAAGAGCUGGAUGAGCUCCGACGUUACUGCCAGGAGGUCUUCGGGCGAGUGGAAAGAUACCAUAAAAAACUGAUCCGCCUGCCUCUGCCUGACGAGGAGCCCGACCUCUCUGACAAGGAGCUGGAGCAAGGUGACUCGACGGCCCUCUCGGACCUGCGCUGGCAUGACCCGUCCGCAGACAGCGUCCUGUCCCCCCAGCCAUCCUCCAACCCCUCCCUCUCACUGGCCCAGCGGUCUGGACGAGACACCCCAGCCAGCGUGGAUUCCAUCCCCCUGGAGUGGGAUCAUGACUAUGACCUCAGCCGUGACCUGGAGUCUGCAGUGUCCAGAACUCUGCCUUCUGAGGACGAAGAGGGUCAGGAAGACAAAGAUUUCUACCUGCAGGGCGCUGUUGGCUUAUCAGAUGUAAUGAUCCCCGAAAGCCCUGAGGCCUAUGUAAAACUCACAGAAAAUGCAAUCAGAAAUACCUCUGGGGAUCACAGUGCCUUAGAGUCACAGCUCCAACAACUGGAUAGAGCCCUGGGUGACAGCCGCUUUCAGAUCCAGCAAACCGAAAAUAUCAUCCGCAGCAAAACUCCCACAGGGCCAGAGCUGGAAUCCAGCUACAGAGGCUAUAUGAAGCUGCUGGGCGAAUGCAGCGGCAGUAUAGACUCAGUGAAGAGACUGGAACACAAGCUGAGGGAGGAAGAAGCCAGCUUUCCUGGCUUCGUAAACCUGAACAGCACCGAAACCCAGACAGCUGGGGUGAUCGACCGAUGGGAGCUCAUCCAGGCCCAGGCCCUGAGCAAGGAGCUGAGGAUGAAGCAGAACCUCCAGAAGUGGCAGCAGUUCAACUUGGACCUGAACGACAUCUGGGCCUGGCUGGGGGAGGCGGAGGAGGAGCUGGAGCAGCUGCAGCGGCUGCAGCUCAGCACCGACAUCCAAACCAUCGAGCUCCAAAUCAAAAAGCUCAAGGAGCUUCAGAAAGCUGUGGACCACCGCAAAGCCAUCAUCCUCUCCAUCAAUCUCUGCAGUCCUGAGUUCACCCAGGCCGACAGCAAGGAGAGCCGGGACCUGCAGGACCGCUUGUCCCAGAUGAAUGGGCGCUGGGAUCGGGUGUGCUCUUUGCUGGAAGAGUGGCGGUGUCUGCUGCAGGAUGCGCUGAUGCAGUGUCAGGAUUUCCAUGAGAUGAGCCACGGUUUGCUUCUUAUGCUGGAAAACAUUGACAGAAGGAAAAAUGAAAUUGCCCCUAUUGAUUCUACUUUUGACGCAGACACACUUCAGGACCAUCACAAACAGCUCGUGCAAAUAAGGCAUGAGCUAUUGGAGUCCCAACUCAAGGUAGCCUCUCUGCAAGACAUGUCUUGCCAACUACUGGUGAAUGCCGAAGGCACAGACUGUUUAGAAGCCAAAGAAAAAGUCCACGUUAUUGGAAAUCGGCUCAAACUUCUCUUGAAGGAGGUCAGUCACCAUAUCAAGGAACUGGAGAAGUUAUUAGACAUAGCAAGCAGUCAGCAGGAUUUGUCUUCCUGGUCUUCUGCUGAUGAUCUGGACACCUCGGGAUCUGUGAGUCCCACAUCAGGAAGAAGCACCCCGAACAGACAGAGAACGCCACGAGGCAAAUGUAGUCUCUCACAGCCUGGACCCUCUGUCAGCAGUCCACAUAGCAGGUCCACAAAAGGUGGCUCCGAUUCCUCCCCUUCUGAGCCUCGGCCAGCUCGGUCCGGCCGAGCCUUCCUGUCCCGAGUCCUCCGAGCCGCUCUUCCCCUUCAGCUUCUCCUGCUGCUCCUCAUCGGGCUCGCCUGCCUGGUCCCACGAUCAGAGGAAGACUACAGUUGUGCCCUGUCCAACAAUUUUGCCCGGUCAUUCCACCCCAUGCUCAGAUACACAAAUGGCCCUCCUCCGCUCUGAACCAAGCAGAUGCCACCUGCAGAAGAGCUGGUCGUAUAAGGAGGAUCAGGCCAAAAGCAAUCCCAAACGAUCAAAAAGAGGACCUUAGUCUCAGCAAAAGACCUCGGAGUGGCAGCUUUAUCUUUCCUCCUUAUCAUGGCUUUGGAGGUGGAAGAUAAACGAUGGCAGGAGAGUGAAUAGAUGACAGAAGGUUUAGAAGAAAUCAUGUUUGAGACUCUGAGCCUUAGCACUAAAAAGAUCAAGUGAGAACCUCCAAAGUUCCCUGGACUGGUGAAUUCUGGACUUUCGGCCCAUUCUGUGCACAGGCAAGGACGUCAGCAGACUGUCUGGGCAGCUUUCCUGUGGUGCUGCUCCAUCCAACCAAUGAAUGACCCUCCCAAGCGCCAUGUCAGUAUCGUACAAUCUACCAACCAACCAGUGCUGGAGAGACUUUAGAACCUGUAACAUACAAUUUUUAAGAGCUUAUAUGGCAGCUCCCUUUUUAACCUUGUUUUCCUUUGGGGCAUGAUAUUCUAACCUUUGCUUUAGAAGCAUAAGCUGUAAAUCUAAAGGCACUUUUUUUAAAGGUAUAAAGAAAAACUAGAUGUAAUAAAUAAGAUCAUGGAAGGCUUUAUGUGAAAAAAGAAGAGUUGAAUGUUAUAGUAAAAAAGAUAUUUAUGUAUGUACAGUUUGCUAAA